Cynoglossus semilaevis (tongue sole) is the source of this 2582-nucleotide messenger RNA. RefSeq names its product peroxisome proliferator-activated receptor alpha a (gene pparaa). NCBI's taxonomy places the organism in Eukaryota, Metazoa, Chordata, Actinopteri, Pleuronectiformes, Cynoglossidae. Gene Ontology annotation, molecular function: RNA polymerase II cis-regulatory region sequence-specific DNA binding; DNA-binding transcription repressor activity, RNA polymerase II-specific; zinc ion binding. Bases 526 to 1962 code for a protein of 478 amino acids. The transcript is spliced from 9 exons. Gene Ontology annotation, cellular component: nucleus. The record is from RefSeq and is a predicted model, not a curated record. Gene Ontology annotation, biological process: fatty acid metabolic process; negative regulation of transcription by RNA polymerase II; cell differentiation.
CGUUGAGAUGUUUAUCCUGCUUCUCCAGUCAAAUGAUUUGUGUGACAAAAAAAAAAGGACAGAGAUAACACGGAGUUAACAGACCAACGUGUCGCUGGAAUCAGUGGAAACACAUCAAUCAUCAGAUAACGGAGGGACUGCAUUCUGGAAAGAGAUAAGAUGACGUGACAGAUACACACAGACUGUGGUCUGUGUCAUUUCACGGUAGCUGUGUCUCAUAGGUUAGUGUAGAGUUUGUGUAAGUGACGUUCAACUCCAACUCUUGCUUUCUUAAUAAACGCCCACAUUGUCAAGCAGCGCGUCACUGUCAUUAUUGGAGGAUUUGUUUUUUUUUCUUCUUCUGUCAGUAUGGUUCCAUCAGCUGCAGCAGCAGAAACUAGGAUCGCAUGGAGAGAUGAAAGGUGCUGAAAAGGUCUGGACAGCUGAUCCCGACUCAGCCGAGGACUCCGCCACACUCGUCCUCACCUCCUCGUCACUGACCAGAUCUGGAUCUUAUAUGCCAGUCGGCUGACUGAGGAGGUUUUCAUGCCCAGUCUCGACUUCACCUCCACCAUGGCAGGAGACCUCUACAGCCCUCCGUCCCCCCUGGGGGACUCCCUGCUGGACAGUCCUCUGUGUGGAGAGCUGAUGGAGGACCUUCCAGACAUCUCCCAGUCAAUGGGAUUUGUUUUCCCCGAAUACCAGAGCAACGGUUCAGGGUCAGAGAGUUCUACAGCGCUGGGCACCUUGACUCCGGCCUCCAGUCCAUCGUCGGCCGUGUGUGGAGCUGCACCAGAACCUGAAGAAGGUCUCAACCUGGAGUGUCGUGUUUGUUCAGACAAGGCCUCAGGCUUCCACUAUGGAGUGCAUGCAUGUGAAGGCUGCAAGGGUUUCUUCAGGAGGACCAUCAGGCUGAAGCUGAAGUACGACAAGUGUGACCUCAAGUGCAAGAUCCAAAAGAAAAACCGCAACAAGUGCCAGUACUGCCGAUUCCACAAGUGCCUGUCUGUGGGCAUGUCCCACAACGCCAUUCGGUUUGGUCGGAUGCCACAGGCGGAGAAGCUGAAGCUCAAGGCAGAAAGCAGAAUGGUGGAAAAAGACGUGGAGAGCCCCCUGCUGGCCGACCACAAGGUUCUGGUCAGGCAGAUCCACGAAGCCUACAUGAAGAACUUCAACAUGAACAAGGCCAAAGCUCGGCUCAUCCUCACGGGAAAGACCAGUAAACCGCCUUUCAUCAUCCAUGACAUGGAGACGUUCCAGCUGGCGGAGAAGACGUUAGCGGUCCAUAUGGUAAACGGUGAGCCCCCAGAUGCUGAGAGCGCUCCUCGGUGUGGGGAUGUGUUCGCAGGUGUGGUUUGCGGGGAGCUGGAGCAGAGGGAGGCCGAAGCCCGGCUCUUCCACUGCUGCCAGAGCACUUCAGUGGAAACAGUGACAGAGCUGACAGAGUUCGCUAAAGCAGUGCCAGGUUUUCAGGAUCUGGAUCUGAAUGAUCAGGUGACUUUAUUAAAGUAUGGCGUUCAUGAAGCCAUCUUCACCCUGCUGGCUUCAUGCAUGAACAAAGAUGGCCUCCUGGUGGCCCGGGGAGGAGGCUUCAUCACACGUGAAUUCCUCAAAAGCCUCCGUCGUCCAUUAAGCGACAUGAUGGAGCCAAAGUUUCAGUUUGCCACUCGAUUCAACUCCCUGGAGCUGGACGACAGUGACCUGGCCCUGUUUGUGGCUGCCAUCAUCUGCUGUGGAGACCGUCCUGGACUGGUGGACGUUCCUCUGGUGGAGCGGCUGCAAGAGAGCAUUGUCCAAGCACUACAGCUCCACCUGCUGGCCAAUCAUCCCGACAACACCUUCCUCUUCCCCCGGCUUCUUCAGAAACUGGCUGACCUGCGGGCACUGGUCACUGAGCAUGCUCAGCUCGUGCAGGACAUCAAAACAACGGAGGACACGUCACUGCACCCUCUGCUGCAGGAGAUCUACAGAGACAUGUACUGACGAGUCGGCACGCCUUGGUCCGACGUUGGAAAAAUGUCAAGAUGUCAAACCAGCCGCAGCUGCUGUGAUGACAUUCACAGAUACUCCCAUACAUAUCAAUGUCCUGUAGGUAACUCUUUGUGCGAUUGUUACUGUGGACAUGGACUGCUGUGACCAACUCACCAUUGGAACCAAAUCGAAGUGACGUUCCUGAGACCGGAGUACCACAAGGAAAAAGGAACCCUCACCACACAGCGUUUAGUUGGGGCCAUCUGCAGUCGUUCCUGUCUUCCAUUUUCCUCAAAGCUACUAAUGGAAAACUAUGCAAAUACAGACAUUUAAUUAAACAAACGCCAUAGUUAUAGCUGCACUGAUUUAACUGGCUAACUGUGUACAAUAAUGUGAACUGGAACGUAAACCAUUGCCUUAAUCUCAGUUGAGUGAAUGAUUUGAGCCACAUUUUCUCAGAACUUCUUGCCAUUAAGGGUUAACUCCACCACUUUGGGUAACGUUUCGUCAGAUAAGCACCUCUGUUGUAACCACACAAAGAAACACGGUUGAUCUAUAGUUUAACUAUUUAAUCUUUGACCAGGGAAUGUCUUUCAUAUUAAUAAACCAACUGUCUUUUGGAAAUACUGUCA